GCCACCACAGCGGCAGUACCACCAAGGUCAAAGUUCACACAGACUCGCCUCUGUGAUUGAUGAGGAUUAAGAAGCAGAUUUUGCCUAAUAGGAAACACAGGAACGUUCUCAUCCACCGCACUGGGUAAAGCACCUUUAAUGGCGUCCCGGUAGAGACAUCAAGAUGAACACGUUACCAUCGAUGGACCGGCACAUCCAGCAGACCAAUGACCGGCUGCUGUGCAUCAAACAGCACUUACAGAACCCGGCCAACUUCCACUCGGCGGCCACAGAACUGCUCGACUGGUGUGGAGAUCCCCGGGCCUUCCAGCGACCUUUCGAGCAAAGUCUCAUGGGAUGUCUGACGGUGGUGAGUCGCGUUGCCGCGCAGCAGGGGUACGACUUGGACUUGGGCUACAGGUUGCUGGCUGUGUGCGCCGCCAACCGGGACAAGUUCACCCCAAAAUCUGCAGCCCUGCUGUCGUCGUGGUGCGAGGAGCUGGGUCGUCUCCUCCUGCUGCGUCACCAGAAGAACAGGCAGAACGAACCGCAGGGAAAAGUCCCCAUGCAGCCCAGCAUGAGCAGCAUGAAGCCCGGCCUCACGCACAGUGAUGGAUCCUUUCCCUAUGACUCUGUCCCCUGGCAACAAAACACCAACCAGCCCCCUGGGUCGCUGUCCGUGGUGACAACGGUGUGGGGCGUGACCAAUACGUCACAGAGUCAGGUGCACGGUAAUCCGAUGGCAAACAGCAAUAACCCCAUGAAUCCUGGGGGUAACCCUAUGGGACCAGGUAUGUCUGCCAGCGGAGCAGGACUCAACUCACCUCAGUUCAGUGCUCAGCAGCAACAGUUCCAAAACAAAGGCGGCUCCAACCAACAGUACAUGCAGCAGGGCAUGUACGGCAGGCCUGGCUACCCUGGUGGUCCUGGGGGAUACAGCGGAAGUUAUUCCGGAGGCCCAAACACUCCUCAAGGAGGGAUGGGAAUGACCUCCCACUCACGUCCUUCUGGUGACUUCACGCAGCCAGCUGCCGCUGCCGCAGCAGCUGCCGUCGCUGCCGCUGCUGCUACGGCAACGGCCACAGCAACAGCCACGGUAGCCGCUAUGCAGGAAACCCAGAAUAAAGAUAUGAACCAGUAUGGACAGAUGUGUUCAUCGUUCCAAAUGGGCCCAACUCAGACCUACAACAGCCAGUUCAUGAACCAGCCAGGCCCACGAGGGCCCCCUGGAGGCAUGAAUCCAGCCAGCAUGGGAUCAGGCAUGAGCAACCCCAACAUGAGUGGUCCUCCCAUGGGCAUGAACCAGUCUCGAACCCCAGGCAUGGGGCCGUUUGGAGCUCACGGCCAGAGGAUGCCACAGCAGGGGUAUCCUGGAGUACCUCGACAGGGUGUGCCCAUGCAGGGGAUGAAGAGGUCGUAUCCUGGGGAGGCAAGUUACGCAACCCAGCAAUACGGGCCCAACAGUCAGUUCCCGCCACAGCAGGGGCAGUACCCGUCAUCAAACCCCUCCAGGCCGCUGUCCUCUCCAAACUACCCUGGGCAGAGGAUGCCAGGGCAGCAGAGCCAGGGACAGUACCCCCCCGGGAUGCCCAUGGGCCAGUAUUAUAAGCAAGAGCCCUUCAAUGGUCAGAGCACCAACUUCUCUGGAGGCGGUUACUCCUACGGUCAAGGUAAUGGGCCUCCCCGGCCCGUAAACUACCCCCACUCCCCUGUCCCUGGAAACCCCACACCCCCCAUGACCCCAGGAAGUAGCAUCCCUCCGUACCUGUCGCCAAACCAGGAUGUGAAACCCCCGUUUCCACCCGACAUGAAACCAAAUAUGACAGCACUACCGCCCCCUCCGAGUAACCCCAACGAAGAGCUGCGGCUGACAUUCCCCGUCAGGGAUGGAGUGGUGCUGGAGCCGUUCCGCCUGGAGCACAACCUGGCUGUCAGUAACCACGUCUUCCACCUUCGACCCUCCGUCCACCAGACCCUCAUGUGGAGGUCUGACCUUGAGCUGCAGUUUAAGUGCUACCACCACGAAGACAGGCAGAUGAACACCAACUGGCCCGCCUCCGUCCAGGUCAGCGUCAACGCCACGCCUCUCACCAUUGAGCGGGGCGACAACAAAACCUCCCACAAAGCCCUGCACCUGAAGCACGUAUGCCAACCUGGGAGAAACACCAUCCAGAUUACAGUCACGGCCUGCUGCUGUUCCCACCUGUUUGUGCUGCAGCUGGUCCACAGACCAUCUGUGCGCUCUGUCCUCCAGGGGCUCCUGAAGAAGAGGCUCCUUCCUGCAGAACACUGCAUCACCAAGGUUAAGAGGAACUUCAGCAGUGUGGCGGCCUCGGCAGGCAACACCACUCUGAACGGGGAAGAUGGCGUGGAGCAGACGGCCAUCAAAGUGUCGCUGAAAUGUCCCAUCACCUUCCGACGCAUCCAGCUACCGGCACGAGGGCACGACUGCAAACACGUCCAGUGUUUUGAUCUGGAGUCCUACUUACAGCUCAACUGUGAGCGGGGGACAUGGAGGUGUCCUGUGUGCAAUAAAACGGCAUUACUAGAAGGUCUGGAGGUGGACCAGUACAUGUGGGGAAUCCUCAACGCCAUACAAAACUCAGAGUUUGAAGAGGUCACUAUAGACCCGACAUGUAGCUGGCGACCUGUCCCCAUCAAGUCCGAGCUACACAUCAAAGAGGAUCCCGACGGACCGCUCACCAAGCGCUUCAAGACCAUGAGCCCCAGUCAGAUGACCAUGCCCAAUGUGAUGGAGAUGAUCGCCCAGCUAGGGCCUGGUCCCGGCCCAGGACCCGGCCCUGGACCUGGUCCCGGUCCCAGUCCCUACCCUCCACACCCUAGUCAACAUACGAGUGGGAACGGCGGUGAUUACCCAGGAGCAGGCAACAGUUACCACAGCCAGGGGCACUUUGACUUCCCUCACGGGAACCCCUCCGGUGGUGGGGGUGCAGGAGGCGGCGGAGGUGGUCCCCCUAUGAGUGACUUCAUCCACGGCCCCCAGCUCUCGCACCCCCCGGAUGGACAUGGCGGCCUCCACUCGCAGGACAAGCCCCUGAGCCACAGCAUGAACGAUGCGAUGUCCCAUCCCGAUCAGUCCCAUAGCUCCAUGCAGCAGAGCUUGCAUGCGUCUCCCCACCCCGGCAGCCAAACAGGGCCGCCCUUACACCACGGCGGCCAGUCAGGGCAGCCCUUGCAUCACGGCGGCCCGUCAUCGCAGCCGCAUCGCCAGCCUGGGCCGCCGCCGCUGCCUCAGCAGGCCGGGCCGAACAGUCACCCCCACGGCGAUCUGAACUUUAACCCCUCCUCAGAUGGGCAGAUGGGGCAGGGAGCGCAGGAUAUGCCUGAACCCUCCCUGGAUCUGCUUCCAGAGCUGGCCAACCCGGACGAGUUACUAUCGUACCUGGACCCCCCCGACCUCCCCGCCAACAGCAACGACGACCUUCUCUCCCUCUUUGAGAACAACUAGCCCCUCCCCCUCCCGUACGAACCCUCCUGCGCCUCCAGGAGCGGUGACGUGUUUGACUGUCCGUCCACAGACACUUCACCCCCCUCCUCCAAAUAGACACUUCAAGCAGCUUCCGAUGCUCAUACACACACACACACACAGAUACAGUGUGGGAGGGGGGGCCCGGCGGAAAAGAGGGGCACCUGUUUUGGGAACUCCCAACGGAGAACGCAGGAACGCCGCUCAUCUCCGAGCUGCCCCUCCCUCUUUCUUGUUCCUCCUGUAAAGAUUCCACGCACCAGUUCCUACGCCUCUGACUCGAAACACACACAAUUUACAGCCAUGUUAUGGCGGGCACUAAAAUGAUAUUAUAUAUAUACAUAUAUAUGAUAUUUGUGACUUUUCAACUGAAAACUGUGCAGCUAUAAUCGUCUUGUGUGACAACACAGAGGAGAGCGGAGCCUUUGUGGGCUUCAGGAAAAAGUGUUGUAGCUUUGUUUUUAUUUUUUGUUUUGUUUUUUUUAAAUUAUAAUUUUCCUUUUGUGAAAAAAAACGAAAAGUCCAAGGGAAAAACAUUGUCUUGUAAGAGUGUUUUUAUCCUGUUUGAGAUGUGUUCUUCCAAAACUUUGGCACAUGCCAUGCCCUUUGACCCCCCAGUGUGUGUGAGUCUGUGAGUGUGUGAGUUUGUUAGUGUGUGUGUGUGUGAGAGAGAGCGAGAGAGCAAGAUGAAUAACUGGAGCUCAUCAGAAUCCCAGCACUGAAAGGAUGAGCUUAAAUGUCCUCCGGUGUCAACAGAGGAAAAAAGUGCGCGCUGUGCAACGUUGUGUGUGAGCGUGUCGUUAUGUGUGUGAGUAUAUAUACAUAUUUCUGUGUGUUUGUUUUAUGUCUUCCCUUUUGUUUGCAUGUGAACGUUAGUGAAAGACGGCGGGGGGGGAGAGAAAGUUGGAGAACGGAGGAGGGAAGAGAAACAUCGACUGUUAUAACCGUCUCUCUCUCUCCACCCGUCUGUAGCUCGCCCUCACCGAACCCUGCACCAGUUUGUUCUCAAGUGCAUGUGUGCCAACGGCUCCUGUUGUCUUAGUCCAGCCUCAACGUGCUUGAUCAAAUCAUUUUCUCUCACGUCUUGAUAUUUAUUAUUUUAUUUCGUUGUUUUUUUUUUUAGCUGUUGUCCUUUUUAAAAAAAGUGUUUUACCUUUUGUCCCAAGUCGAAAUGAAUCAGACACACGUCACCAAAGUUUUUUCGUCAAGGUUUCGACAUCCGGCAGAUCAUUUGAAAUCGCUGUGUUUUAUACAACCGUCUGCGUGAUCGUCCCGAGCUUCCUGUUUCUUCGUUUUCUUUUCACAUCUUAUUGGGGAAAAACAUUCUGCAUGAUCCAACAGUGUUUCCAGAGCUGUUGUAAAUACCCUUUGUGAAUACUCCCUUUGUGAGUACUGUACAGUGCUGUACCUAAUCUAUUACUGCAACUCCACGGUACUGUAUGUCUGUCCAGGACUACACACACUCACAGACACACACAGAAUCCCUUAUAACUAACAUUGUAACCGAUUGAUCCAAACGCACUCUCACUGGCCUUGUACCCUGUGUAUUGUGUACAGUUUCUUUCCAUUAGCCUGUGACAAUGCAUCAGCAAAAAAAGGAAUAUUUGAAUUAUUCUGCAAGAAAGUUGUGAUUAAUUUUUGUUUUAUUUCAUACAUGUAUGUGUACAAAAGUUAGCAGGGUUUUUUUGUCUAAAAUUCUGCAGCCUCGAGUUCCAAAAUUCUCCAAAAAUGAUUUAAUAUUAUUGUUCUUGGAACAAGUGACCUCGUCCUCUUUAUUUAAAGUGCGAAUGUGCAAACUGAUUGUUUCGAGGCCUGAUAAUGAGCUUUGAUAACCAUACUGAGCAAAAACAAGUGUGAAUAUGAUUUUCAUCACAUUUUAUAUUGUUCUGCGGGUUAAGUUAUUAUUUGUGUCCAAUGUUUUUUUAAUGAUAUAAUUUGGUUUACACGGUUUUAUGCAGUACCAUCAGUGAAUUUUAAAACAUGCUGGUGGGUGAAAUUUGCCCCGUUUUGAUAUUUGAAGAACCUGAUCGGGCUUCGCUGUAUUGUCAGAGUCGAUAGAAUCACCGGGUUUCACAGUCGAGGGAUCACAUGUUGUUUGUUUCUAUGUUUGUCGCAGACAGUGCACUGCCUCAUCACAAUGUUUUAUUUGCCUACACAGUGUGUAACUGUAACCUCUCACAAAAAUCACAUGUGCGUAAUCUGAGCGACACAAAUCGUACUGUCCGAUCGCAGCCGUUGGAAGCUGAGCUGAGGAUCUGAAAGAGGAUUAAUAUUGUAAAGUGAUCAUUUGAGGGAGACCCUUCUCCCGUUCGCAUCACGAGGAAAGGUCGUGGCUGAGGGACGUAAGGGACACGUGUAUAUACUGUAAAUGACAAAUAGAGACACGUUAACAGAAAUGUAUUCAUUUUCUCCAGGGGGAGUGUGCAUAGUGUAUUUAGAAUUUGUAAAGCUUGCAUCCUCCUGUCAGACAUUGAAUUGGGAAAAUGUGUUUGAUUGCGUCUGUGCGGACCUCUCUAACCACGCCUGUUCAUUUAUGUAAGAUACUUUAUGUGCCCCUCCACGCGGGGUUUCCGAGAAAAAAAAAUCAAGACAAUUUUUCUUUUGUGUAAUAUUAAAACUUCUGUGUAUUUCUCUA
Molecule: messenger RNA, 6101 nt
Organism: Limanda limanda (common dab)
Lineage: Eukaryota; Metazoa; Chordata; Actinopteri; Pleuronectiformes; Pleuronectidae
Gene: zmiz1a
Product: zinc finger, MIZ-type containing 1a
Exons: 23
Coding region: 164-3448 (1094 amino acids)
Biological process (GO): regulation of transcription by RNA polymerase II; protein sumoylation
Molecular function (GO): zinc ion binding; SUMO ligase activity
Source: RefSeq, a predicted model, not a curated record